Molecule: messenger RNA, 691 nt
Organism: Soboliphyme baturini
Lineage: Eukaryota; Metazoa; Nematoda; Enoplea; Dioctophymatida; Soboliphymatidae
Source: the annotation of a GenBank genome assembly
AUUGUAUGAAUCAUUUUAACAAUUGUAAAUGGCCUAAAGAUUAGACAGAAAACAUCUAGAGAAUACUGCUGGAUCUUGGAUACUUUCUACUUAUUGUCUAUUGAAAUUACCAACAGGAAAACAUCACAAUUCAAGUUAUGUAACGUUUAAUCGAUGUGGUAAAGGAAUAACAACACCGAAUGACAGCAUAUUUAACAGAAAUGAAAGUUCACAUAAUAACAGAAAUAUUGGUAACGUAAUCAGCGUUGAAAGUUGCCAAAAACGAUUGAAGUUGUUAAGAGGAAACGAAAAUUCGCAGUUUUACUUUUUGACUCUGGACAAAGACCGGAUAAUAGAUGCUGGACCGAUGGGUAAUAAUUCUCGCUUUAUGAACCAUUCUUGCGACCCUAACUGUCGUAGCGAGGUUUGGCAAGUAGGAAACGACAUUCGCAUAGGCGAAGAACUAACUUUUCACUAUAAUCUCGAUUCCACGAUUACAGACCUCAAGGAAACAAAGUGUCAUUGCGGUUCCAAAAACUGCCGAGGAGUGAUUGUCUGUUUAUCGUCGUUGCAUGCUAACUUCGCGAUCGAUAUGUGCCACGUAUCAAAUAAAUAUGCUCAAUCUGAAAACAGUAAUAUCAUAUGUUACAUGGUUCUGCCCAUAACCAUCAUUUAUUAUCUUUUUUUGUGGCACUUGACUGCGGCUCCAUAG